AUGGAUUACGAUAUGGACAGUUCUGCUCCUGCAUCAGUGUUACAGGAAGGCUCCGAAUCCCAUCAAGAGCAAGACCCCCCUGUCAACUCGGCUCUUCUCGGAUUUCAAGAGAGCCUCAGGAAGUCUUUUGCAUCCUCCGCUUCGGCGUUAUCAGACUUGUCAGACCUCUCAUCUCUUCCUUCCUCGCCGUCCUCUAGUAAAGCAACAACACCUAUAAAUACGGAUGACUCAAAAGAGCCAUUAGAAGUGCCUCUGCAGACGACCAAACUCGACACAGCGGUUCCGCCAGCCAAGACAACUACGGCAAGGCAAACGUUCAACGUGCGGCCCAAAGUGUCGAUACCGACAGAUGUGGCGCCAUACGAUUAUGCGCACCAAUGCAUCGCAGCUGCCGAACACUCGAGACUCAAUCCAUAUGCCUUGCAUCAAGAAGAAUAUCCGAUGCUGCGGGAACACAUCAGCCAUGCUCAAGUCACCACAUAUUUGAACAUCCGCAACGGUAUUUUGAGAUUAUGGACGAAUAAUCCGCGAAUAGGCGUGGCACGUGAAGAGGCAAUUGGCUGCGCAAAAGACCCCAGAUGGUUCGAUGCGGCCAAUGUCUGCUACGAAUGGCUCCUUCGUCGGGGAUAUAUCAACUAUGGCUGUGCUGAAGUCCCCUCGUCCAAGACACGCCCUAAGAAGGCAGAAUUGCGGCGAAGGGGAAAAAUAGUGGUGGUCAUUGGAGCAGGCAUGGCUGGUCUUGGGUGUGCAAGACAACUCGAGGCUCUCUUCCAGCAGUAUGCUUGUCAAUUUCAAGAAAUGGGCGAGGAACCUCCUAGAGUCGUGGUGCUCGAAGGCCGGAGUCGAAUAGGUGGCCGUGUCUAUUCAAGAGCCGUCGACGGCAGCCAAUGCCAACGUCUGAUAGGUUUCCAGGGUAAGCGACAUAGCGUUGAAUGUGGCGGCAUGAUCAUCACGGGAUUCGAGCGUGGCAACCCCUUGAACAUCCUUGUACGAGGGCAGAUGGCAUUGCCAUAUUAUGCAUUACGACCAGAGACAACACUUUACGAUUCAAAUGGCAAAGCUGUCGACCCGAAUCGAGACCUGCUUGUCGAAAAGCUUUACAACGAUUGCCUCGAACGGGUGAGCGACUACAAGUUCAAGAACCCACCGUCGAAGCUCAUUGAAGGUAACAAGGAUCUGAUGGACGAGGGCCGGGAUAGUGCCUCAGAGGGGAACAAAACCAUUGCGCAUGUUGAAGAAGCAAUGGCGGCUAUGCCACAAGCACCGCCUGUAUCGGAACAAAGUCUAGCUCCCCAGGUGAACCUCGUUCCGGUUUCGACAGACCGCGCGACUGGAAAGACCCACGUUGAGCCGGGAACUGCUGCUGCUCUGAAGGCAGCCUACAAGGCCAAACAGAUGGGAUGGGCACUCCAAGAAGGUGUCACCGAAGAUCAUGACCUGGAACUUGAUGCGGCAGCGAAAGGUGCGGAUACUACGCUUGGUUCCCUCAUGGACGAGUCGAUUUCCCAGUAUAGGAAUAUCAUUGAACUUACAGCGCAGGACUAUCGACUCAUGAAUUGGCACAUCGCCAAUCUCGAAUACAGCAAUGCCACCAACUACAAUCAGCUGAGUCUCAGUGGAUGGGACAUAGACGCCGGCAACGAGUGGGAGGGCAAACACACAAUGGUUGUCGGUGGGUACCAAAGUGUGCCCUGGGGACUGGCUCAGUACCCAUCGCAGUUGAACAUCCGCAAGGACAAAGCAGUUAAGAAGGUCAUUUACGACCCCGACGCCAAAGGAGCCGCUAGAGUCGAGUGCGAAGAUGGCAUGUCCAUUGAAGCGGAUUAUGUUGUGUCGACAAUCCCGCUUGGCGUUCUAAAGCAUGGAAAUGUCGAGUUUAACCCACCUCUACCUUCAUGGAAGACGGAUGCCAUUGGCCGACUUGGCUAUGGCAUCCUGAACAAGAUCAUUCUGGUUUACCAGGAGGCUUUCUGGGAUACGAGCCGGGAUAUCUUCGGCGUGUUGCGGAACCCACCAUCUCGCCACAGCCUAAAACAGAGCGAGUAUACUUCACAGCGUGGCCGCUGCUUCCAGUGGUUUAACGUAUCCAACACGAGUGGGAUCCCAGUCCUCCUGGCUCUCAUGGCCGGCGAUGCCGGCUUCGACACAGAACAUACUAAGAACGACGACCUGGUUGGCGAAGCCACCGAGGUUCUACGCAGUGUGUAUGGCGGUAAAGUGCCGCAACCCGUACAUGCUGUCGUUACGCGUUGGGGAUCAGACAAAUUUGCUCGCGGUGCAUACUCCUCGGCGGGGCCAUUAAUGAAGCCCGACGAUUACGAUACCAUGGCUCGCUCGGUAGGCAAUCUCAUCUUCGCUGGAGAGCACACCACUGGCACGCACCCGGCGACUGUGCAUGGCGCCUAUCUUUCAGGACUUCGUGCUGCGUCUGACGUACUCGAUGCUAUGCUUGGGCCUAUUCAAAUUCCCACCCCUCUUAUUAUACCCAGGGAGACAUCCCUUCACUCGUCAGCCAACGCAGUUAAGCGCAAGGCGCCAGGUAAUGAUAGAGCUCGCCUCUCUCCGAGAGCAUCCAAACAAGCACGUAUCGAAGCACACGAGAUUGCCUCAUACCAGCAUAUCGUAUCCAAGAUCGGCGAACGCCCCUGGCGCCCGCAAAAGGUCGCCGGGAACGCCUAUCUACUCUACAGCAAAGCCAAUUUUGAGGCGGCGCGCAAACGAUGCGAAGAAGGCAGACGUCCCGGCAAGGGCAAGCCCAAUCCGAACGAAGUCCGAGUCAUGACGAGCAAGAUGUGGAAAGAAGCUCCGCCAGAGGAGAAGAGCCCCUUCGAGGACCAGGCCAGGGACCAGAAGAAAGUAUACGGCGAGAAACUGCGGGAAUGGGAACAAGCUGUGAAGGACUGGGAUAUCAAGGCGCUGGGAAUUAGACAGGCCUGGGAAGCGGACGGGAACCGGCUCGUCCUCGAGGAUGACAGCUUAGCCGACAGUUUCGGCAGAGAACGAAGAGGCCAAAAGGUCAGCACGUACGCUGAGAGUGACAGCAGUGACAGCAAUGACCUUGAAAUGGAGGAUUAG
This is a messenger RNA of Pseudomassariella vexata, 3075 nucleotides long. RefSeq names its product flavin-containing amine oxidoreductase-domain containing protein. The transcript has 2 exons. The record is from RefSeq and is a predicted model, not a curated record. Gene Ontology annotation, molecular function: oxidoreductase activity; protein binding. NCBI's taxonomy places the organism in Eukaryota, Fungi, Ascomycota, Sordariomycetes, Amphisphaeriales, Pseudomassariaceae. The coding region runs from base 1 to 3075 and encodes 1024 amino acids.